GUAUGGCCUCAUCAUCGACACCGAAAUACAAUUCAAACUCCUUGGAGAGUUCCUCAAGUAAAAGAACUCUGAAAGAUGGAACUAACUGGGAACAAAAUGAAGAAAUACCUCGUCUGCCAGGAGAGACUCGAGUUACAGACAAGGAUGUUAUUUAUAUGUGUCCAUUUAAUGGCCCCGUUAAAGGAAGAGUGUACAUCACAAACUACAGGCUGUACCUAAGAAGUGUGGAAAAUGAUCCAGUUGUGGUACUGAAUGUUCCUUUGGGUGUAAUUUCAAGGGUUGAAAAAAUGGGAGGAGCUUCAAGCAGAGGAGAGAACUCUUAUGGAUUAGAUAUAACCUGUAAAGAUAUGAGAAAUUUACGGUUCGCCUUAAAACAAGAAGGGCACAGUAGAAGAGAUAUAUUUGAAGUCCUCACAAAAUAUGCUUUUCCCCAGUCACAUAACUUGCUUUUUUUUGCAUUUGCAAAUGAAGAAAAGUUUUCUGAAAAUGGAUGGAUGGUGUACAGUCCAAUGUCCGAAUACAGGAGACAAGGACUGCCUAACGAACGGUGGCGAGUAACUUUUAUUAAUGAACAUUAUGGACUGUGUGACACAUACCCAUCGCUCUUAGUAGUGCCAUAUAAUGCAACAGAUGAUGAUCUCAAGAAAGUCGCUGCCUUUAGGUCCCGAAAUAGAAUCCCGGUUCUGUCAUGGAUUCAUCCAGAGACUCAAGCUGUUGUUAUGCGCUGCAGUCAACCCCUUGUUGGAAUGAGUGGCAAGCGGAACAAAGAUGAUGAAAGAUAUCUUGAUAUUAUCAGGGAGGCUAAUGGGCAAAUUUCAAAGCUGACCAUCUAUGAUGCUAGGCCCAAUGUCAAUGCAGUCGCGAACAAGGCAACUGGGGGAGGAUAUGAAGGUGAAGAUGCAUAUCCCAAUGCAGAACUUUUUUUCUUGGACAUUCAUAAUAUUCAUGUCAUGCGGGAAUCUUUGAAGAAGUUGAAGGACAUUGUUUACCCUAACGUGGAAGAAUCACACUGGUUGUCGAGUCUGGAAUCAACCCAUUGGUUAGAACAUAUAAAGCUUGUCUUGACAGGAGCUAUUCAAGUGGCAGACAAGGUGUCCUCAGGAAGGAGCUCUGUGUUGGUGCACUGCAGCGAUGGCUGGGACCGGACCGCACAGCUGACAUCGCUGGCCAUGUUGAUGCUAGACAGCUACUACAGAACAAUUGAAGGCUUUGAAGUUCUGGUACAAAAAGAGUGGAUAAGCUUUGGACACAAAUUUGCAUCGAGAAUAGGCCACGGUGAUAAAAAUCAUGCUGAUGCAGACAGAUCACCCAUCUUUCUCCAGUUUAUUGAUUGUGUGUGGCAGAUGUCUAAGCAGUUUCCCACAGCCUUUGAAUUCAAUGAGCAGUUCUUGAUUACAAUCCUGGAUCACUUGUACAGUUGCCGGUUUGGUACUUUCUUAUACAACAGUGAGUGGCUUAGAGAAAAAGAGAAAGUGACUGAGAAAACAUUAUCGUUAUGGUCUUUGAUAAACAGUGAAAAGUCUAAAUACACAAAUCCUUUUUAUACUAAAGAGCUAAAUCGGGCACUCUAUCCAGUAGCCAGUAUGCGUCAUCUAGAGCUCUGGGUCAAUUACUACAUCAGGUGGAACCCAAGAAUUCGACAACAACAGCCAAAUCCAGUGGAGCAGCGUUACAUGGAGCUCCUUGCGUUACGUGACGAUUAUAUGAGGAGACUUGAAGAACUACAGAUCACAAAUAAUUCUAAGAUAUCCAAUUCAUCGGCCUCAUCAGCAUCUCCCUCACAAAUGAUGUCCCAAGUACAAACACAUUUUUGAAGAAAAAUGUUGGCUUCUUUCUAUACUGUAAUAGCAAGUGGUGCUUAACAUAGAUCUAUAGCAUAAAGAGGAAUAUUUUAAUGCCUUACAUUAGACUGUCCUAACACAAAUUAUUUUAGACUGUCUUCAUUUGAGGAGGACUUCGAAAGAAACAAAACCAACUCUUCAAUUACGUGCCUUUCAGAACCUGUGGACUGGGAACUUGAUUAAUCAACUUCUAGUUAUGGAGGGCUUUAAGAGUUAUUUUGGAAAGUCUGGUACAACUGAAAUUAAAUCGAUUUAUUGUUUUCAUAAGAAUGCUUUAAUUUAUUACAUUAUAGGUCAUGUUCCUGGAAGGAAAUUCAUGCUCAGUCUUACAUGUCAUGAAUAAACACAUUAAUGGCAAUAGGACUAUUCACAUUGUGUAAAAUUAGGUAUGUGUGUAUUCCUUUUAGGAAUACAUUUGUGGAGUUCAUGAGAUAAAAAUAAAUUCUGUUGUACAA
Opisthocomus hoazin is the source of this 2296-nucleotide messenger RNA. The record is from RefSeq and is a predicted model, not a curated record. NCBI's taxonomy places the organism in Eukaryota, Metazoa, Chordata, Aves, Opisthocomiformes, Opisthocomidae.